Molecule: messenger RNA, 526 nt
Organism: Drosophila biarmipes
Lineage: Eukaryota; Metazoa; Arthropoda; Insecta; Diptera; Drosophilidae
Exons: 1
Coding region: 98-499 (133 amino acids)
Source: RefSeq, a predicted model, not a curated record
UUUGUGAAGAAUUUACACCACUAAAGCCAGAGCUUAUAAUACGAGAGAAUCAACCAAUAGAAUUACCGCCGGAUGUCGCAAGAGGUUAAAUAAAACAAUGAACAACAAUGUGCGCUCAAAAUUCAACGUUUUCGAAAAUGGUUGUAAAGAAAAAAUCGAUUACCUACAGGAACGGCAAGAUUCUGCACUUACUCAUAGCAAUUCAAUAGGGUCCACGAUAACCAAACUUCAUAAGUUCGGAAUAACUAAUUCAAAAUUCGAUGAACUAGAUAAUAUUGAAAAGACCAUUGAUAAGAUAAAUUCGAGUACCGACGAGGAAAGCGAUAUGGUUUUUUUGUGCUCCAGAAAGAAUAUUGAAAGGGAAAGGCCUGUGGGCUUGGGAGAAGCAAUGAAUGAUAUUAGAUCAAAGUUCGAGCAAUCUGAAGUGAUGACAAAAGAAGAACGUCGCGAAGAAAGGAAACAGGAAAUACAGAGCAUACUUUCUCGACUAUUUUUAUAAAAUUAUAAUUUUAUUAUAAAUGCCUUU